Molecule: messenger RNA, 752 nt
Organism: Aspergillus caelatus
Lineage: Eukaryota; Fungi; Ascomycota; Eurotiomycetes; Eurotiales; Aspergillaceae
Exons: 1
Coding region: 160-561 (133 amino acids)
Source: RefSeq, a predicted model, not a curated record
CUAAUCUUCUCCUGACCAACUCCUAGUAUUCUGAGUUGAUCAUGCCGUCGGUCCAUUCUACUCUGUACACAACAUAUACUUUCCUCACUCUCCCGGCACGUUUGGUGACCUGGUGGCUAUAUUAUAUCCCCAAGUCUAACCGUCCCAGCGGUCCAGUCCAUGCCGGUUGGCGCUGUCUGGUACCCGACUGUCCCAGUCCAGCCACCGCGAAAGCUCAUCAUCCAUUUCCACCCAAGUGCCUAUGUGCUCUUCGGCCCGCGACCUGGAGAUGGAUGUGGCUGGGGGCCCACGAAAUUCAGUAGGCUCUCGGGAUGGCCAAUACUUUCGAUCCAAUACCGGCUCUCCUUAGACGCAGACAAAACCUUCCCAGCCGCCGUCCAGGACGGAAUCACUGCCUAUAUCUACGCGUUAAGAGACCCUCAAAAUCCCACCAUCCCAGAUCGUGCUCUCGGGCGAGUCCGCAGGUGGGAAUCUCAUUCUAGCGAUGCUCCGGUAUAUCACCACAGAGAACCAGGCGAUACUUCUACCUCGCUGCGCGCUGUUAUGGUCCCCGUGGGUUGAUAUGACCCAGAAGGCUCUUCUGAAUAUGGAAAAACACCGCAAUUACAAGUCCGAUUAUAUUGAAUAUGAUUUCGGUUCCUGGGGUGUCAGUAGCUAUAUCCCCCCCUGGCUGGUCUGACAGUAAUCCCUAUUUGUCGCCGCUGGGCAGCGAGUACCGAUUGGGUGUUCCGCUUUUCAUUGAAGCUGGCACG